AUCUCCAACCUUUUUUCAUUUAGAAGACAUUUGAAUAGGCAUAUCCUUGUGUUGCUCCUCUCCGACUUUAGCCAGCUGUCAGCUUCCUUCAGCCUGACGUCUUUUGUUUUUGUCAAUUAUUAGUCAGAUUUUGAGGUACGGUAUUAAUUCCUCAAAAUGCCCAAAGGAGGUAGGAAGGGUGGCCACAAGGGUCGCAUGCGGACCUACACAAGUCCGGAGGAGAUCGACGCCCAGAUGGAAGCAGAGAAGGAGAGGAAGACGAAUGAGGAGGAGGGUGCCACUCAAAAUGACGUUGCGGAGAAGUUACAAGCAUCAGCAUCGGAUGAUAGUGAAGAUGAAGGUUCACAGAGGAAGAGAGUCGGUGUGGAGGGCUUGAUAGAAAUUGAGAACCCCAACAGAAUUGUUCAGAAGUCCAAGAAGGUGACACACAUUGAGUUGGAUGAGCCCAAGCAAUUGUCAAGGAGAGAAAGAGAGGAAAUUGAGAAGCAGAAAGCAAAGGAGCGCUACAUGAAGAUGCAUCUCGCAGGAAAGACAGACCAGGCCAAAGCUGACCUCGCACGCCUCGCCAUCAUCAAGAAGCAGAGGGAGGAAGCGGCGAGAAAGAAAGAGGAAGAGAAAAAAGCUCAGCACUGUGAAACAACAACCAUGUCUUUAACAAAUGGCGGCCAUGUCACCAAGGAAACCUGGGACUCGCACAACAAGAUGAUGUUGGAACCUCUGGCUGUCAACGACGCCGAGGUGUUCUCCAUCAUUAAAAAGGAGAAGCACAGACAGACCUACGGCCUGGAGCUGAUUGCGUCAGAGAACUUCACCAGCAGAGCAGUUCUCGAGGCUCUCGGCUCUUGUAUGAACAACAAAUACUCUGAAGGAUAUCCUGGUCAGAGGUACUAUGGCGGAACUGAGCAUAUUGAUGAGCUGGAGAGACUCUGCCAGAAGAGGGCGCUAGAGGCCUACAGCCUGGACUCGGAUAAAUGGGGCGUGAACGUGCAGCCAUAUUCAGGUUCUCCUGCCAACUUUGCUGUUUACACCGCCAUUGUGGAACCGCAUGGGAGAAUCAUGGGACUGGACCUUCCCGACGGAGGUCACCUGACACACGGCUUCAUGACCGAAAAGAAAAAAAUCUCUGCAACGUCCAUCUUCUUUGAAUCCAUGCCGUACAAGGUGAAUCCCGAAACGGGUUACAUCGACUACGAUCGGCUGCAAGAAAAUGCUCGCCUUUUCCAUCCCAAGCUCAUCAUUGCAGGAACGAGCUGCUACUCCCGUAACAUCGACUACGCCCGCAUGAGGCAGAUCGCCAACGAGAAUGGCGCAUAUCUGAUGGGAGACAUGGCGCACAUCAGUGGACUAGUGGCAGCCGGAGUCGUGCCUUCACCCUUUGACUACUGUGACAUUGUUUCCACGACGACGCACAAGACCCUGCGCGGCUGCAGAGCUGGACUGAUUUUCUUCAGGAAAGGUGUGCGCAGUGUGGACGCCAAAGGGAAGGAGACGAUCUACAAUCUUGAGUCUUUAAUCAAUCAGGCUGUCUUUCCGGGGCUGCAGGGCGGCCCACACAACCACGCCAUUGCAGGUGUUGCCGUAGCACUCAAACAAGCCAUGACACCAGAGUUCAAGGCUUACCAGAAGCAGGUUCUUGUCAACUGCAAAGCUCUCUCCACCGCCCUCAUUGAACAUGGCUACAAGAUUGUCACUGGCGGUUCUGACAAUCAUCUGAUACUGUUGGACCUGCGCAGCAAAGGAACUGAUGGAGGACGGGCUGAGAAGGUUCUGGAAGCAUGUGCCAUUGCCUGUAAUAAGAACACCUGUCCAGGGGACAAAAGUGCUUUGCGCCCCAGUGGGCUGAGAUUUGGCUCCCCAGCGCUGACCUCCAGAGGCCUUGUGGAAGAUGAUUUCAGGAAGGUGGCAGAUUUCCUCCACAGAGGCAUUGAGCUGACCUUGGAGGUGCAGAGAAGUCUGGAUCCCAAGGCCGCUCUGAAGGAGUUCAUCCAGGCAUUGGCCACCGAAGAAAAGUUUCAGCAGCGUGUGAAGGAGAUCAGGGCAGAGGUUGAAGCGUUCGCUGGUCAUUUUGCCAUGCCUGGCCUCCCCGAGCUGUAAAUCACGAUGGCUCAACUGAUGGUUGUUGUUGGAUUGUUAAUUAUGGAAACUAUUGCACACAAUUUUGGAGGUGUGAAUUUGGGUGUGUAUAUUUGAUCCGGUUAAAAAAAAUUCAAGAGCCACUGUCUGAAAUAUUUUAGCUGUGUCCCUGUCACAGCUUAGCAAAGUUAACCAAAAGACUCGACACACAGGGAAGAUUGUCUUUGCAGUCGGCGGAAGCACGAUUUCCCAGAGCGAACGACGGCAGUUGCUCCUCAAUCACACUUAAAGUUCCUCGUGCUCCUCGUCGGACUGUUAUUGUUUACAUGUGCAAAAUACAGGAGAAACUCUUUGACUUCAUCAGAAAGCUGUAAAGAAGCCUGAAAAUGGCCCUGUCAAACAUGUCAGACAGCGGCACUUGAGGACCGAGUUUGGACACUCCUGGGUUAGAACCUUGUUUGCCAACAAAAUAAAUGUGCCUGAGGUGCAAAAAGAAAAGAAAGCCUGUGUCUGACUUGGCUGACUCUGUGCCAUUGUCAUUAAUUACAAUUCCAGGAAUUACAAUUUGUUAGCACAAAAUGUGUAAUUAUUUUGCUGUUCUGUUAUUUCAAGGUCCACUACUUCAUGACCUGUGUCAGCAUUUGUGCUCGCAAGGUUGAGUCUUUUCUUUUUUUUUUCUUUUUUUUUUUAAAGCCGGCUUUCAAAAAAGUGAUGUGCCUGUGAUUGACGUUUAGUUUGUUUUACAGUCAAAAUAUAUGAAAGUCCUGUAAAAGUUAGAAAGUACACAAAUAAAUGCUCCCAAAUUAA
Molecule: messenger RNA, 2880 nt
Organism: Hippocampus zosterae (dwarf seahorse)
Lineage: Eukaryota; Metazoa; Chordata; Actinopteri; Syngnathiformes; Syngnathidae
Gene: shmt1
Product: serine hydroxymethyltransferase 1 (soluble)
Exons: 16
Coding region: 157-2094 (645 amino acids)
Biological process (GO): folic acid metabolic process; L-serine catabolic process; protein homotetramerization
Cellular component (GO): cytosol; cytoplasm; nucleus
Molecular function (GO): pyridoxal phosphate binding; protein homodimerization activity; cobalt ion binding
Source: RefSeq, a predicted model, not a curated record